Trifolium pratense (red clover) is the source of this 3710-nucleotide messenger RNA. Its product is annotated as LRR receptor-like serine/threonine-protein kinase EFR. Gene Ontology annotation, molecular function: protein binding; protein kinase activity; ATP binding. The coding region runs from base 235 to 3207 and encodes 990 amino acids. NCBI's taxonomy places the organism in Eukaryota, Viridiplantae, Streptophyta, Magnoliopsida, Fabales, Fabaceae. Gene Ontology annotation, biological process: protein phosphorylation. The record is from RefSeq and is a predicted model, not a curated record. The transcript has 3 exons.
AUACGUGUUGUACGAGUGUUUUAUAGAUGUCGGACGCCGAUUAAAGGAGUGUCAAAGUAAAGAAAAAAUUAAGUUUUUUUGACACCGGUUUGAGCUAUCUGACACGUGUCGUACGAGUGUCGGACACCGCGAACAUGUCUAAUCAUAGAGGUGUUGUUAGUGCUUCAUAAUCAUAGCUAUAUAUAACCUCAUGAUUAGUCCCUUGCCUCAUAUCUCAUCCAUUUACUAAGAAAAAUGGUGAAUCUAUUUUCUUGUCUCUUUCUUUUUUCGCUCUCACUGCAUUGUUUCGUGGCUUGCUUAGCUGCAAAUAAAAAAAACAUUACCACAGAUGAAUUUGCUCUUCUUGCAUUCAAAUCCCUUAUUACUUCAGACCCUUAUCAUAUAUUGGCUAAUAAUUGGUCAACUUCAUCUUCGGUAUGUACUUGGGUUGGUGUAAGUUGUGAUGAGAUACACAAUAGAGUUCACGGUCUUAAUUUCCGAGACAUGAAUCUUAGAGGUACCAUUUCUCCAAGCUUGGGGAAUAUGUCAUUUCUUGUUUUUCUUGAAUUUCGCAACAAUAGCUUCGGUGGUGAGUUACCUAAAGAGAUAUGUCGGUUGCACAGAUUAAAGAUUCUUGAUUUAACCUAUAACAAGUUUGUUGGAGGAAUUCCUGCAAUGUUGGGCAACUUAUCACAACUUCAUAUUUUAUCAAUUGACAGUAACAAUUUCAGUGGUUUGAUCCCUCAAUCUAUCGGCAACUUUCAUCGGUUAAAAUUAUUGUAUCUUGGUAAUAACGCGUUGUUUGGACCCAUACUUCAAAGAAUUUCAAACCUGUCUUCACUUGAAGAAAUCAGUUUAUAUCAAAACUACUUUUCAGGUCCGAUACCAGAAGAGAUUGGCUUUGGCUAUGUUAAUCAACUUGAGUUUCUAGAUUGGUCAUUUAAUAGAUUUAGUGGAUCUAUUCCUUCCAAACUCCUCAACAUGUCAUCAUUGAUAAACUUGUAUCUUGAAAACAAUAAUUUGUCAGGCAUAAUUCCAUCAAAUAUGGGAUAUAGCCUUCCUAACUUGCAAUAUCUACACUUGAAUGACAACAAUUUUGUUGGAAAUAUUCCAAAUACAAUAUUCAAUUCUUCUAAGCUCAUUCAAUUUCAAUUAAAUAACAAUGCAUUCAAUGGAACUCUGCCCAAUAAUGCUUUUGGAAAUUUAAGGUUCCUCGAAACAAUUCACAUAGUUAACAACAAUUUGACAAUAGAUGAUUCUCUUCAAUUUUUUACUUCCUUGUCAAAUUGUAGAUAUUUAAAAUAUCUAGAACUAUCAUUGAAUCCUAUACUUUCCAGUCUUCCUAAAUCUAUUGGAAACUUAACUUGCAACGAAUUUCGGGCAGAUUCAUGUGGAAUUGUUGGUAAUAUUCCCUUAGAAGUUGGAAACAUGAGUGAAUUAUUACGUUUUUCUGUAUAUGAUAAUAAUAUAAAUGGACCAAUACCUGCUACAUUCAAAGGGUUACAAAAACUUCAGGAAUUGGAUCUUGGAAUCAAUGGACUAGAAGGAUCAUUUAUUGAGGAGAUUUGUAAAAUUGAGAGGUUGAGUGAGUUGUAUCUAGACAACAACAAGCUCUCUGGUGUUUUACCGACAUGUUUGGAAAAUAUGACUUUUCUUAAACAGCUAUACAUAGGAUCUAAUAGUUUCAACUCUAGCAGCAUACCUUCCUCUCUUUGGAGUCUUACAGAUAUCUUAGUGGUAGAUUUGUCCUCUAAUGCAUUCAUUGGUAAUCUUCCACUUGAGAUUGGAAAUUUGAGAGCAAUUGUAAUAUUAGAUCUAUCAAGAAAUCAUAUUUCAGGCAACAUUCCUGCAACCAUCAGUUCUGUAAUAACUUUGCAGAAUCUCUCCUUAGCACAUAACAAACUGAUGGGAUCAAUUCCCGCAUCACUUGGUAAAAUGGUAAGCUUGAUAUCCUUGGACUUGUCCCAAAAUAUGCUAACAGGUGUUAUUCCAAAAUCCUUAGAAUCACUUUUGUAUCUUCAAAACAUCAACUUGUCAUAUAAUAGAUUACAAGGAGAGAUUCCUGAUGGUGGACCAUUCAAAAAGUUCACAGCUCAGUCAUUUAAGCAUAAUGAAGCACUGUGUGGAAAUCCUCGCCUCCAAGUACCUCGGUGUGGUAAACAAGUUAAGAAAAGGUCAAUUUCAAAGAAGUUAUUACUCAAAUGCCUAAUUCCUAUACUUGUGUCGACCUUUUUGCUUGUUGCAUGCAUUAUACUUGUAAAACAUAAUAAAAGGAAAAAAGUUGAAAAUACUCCUGAAAGGGGUUUAUCAACUUUAGGAGCUCCAAGAAGAAUAUCCUAUUAUGAACUUGUGCAAGCAACUAAUGGAUUCAAUGAGAGUAACUUACUUGGAAAUGGGGGAUUUGGCUCUGUGUAUCAGGGGAAGCUUCCUGAUGGUGAGAUGAUUGCAGUUAAAGUAAUUGAUUUGCAGUCAGAGGCAAAAUCAAGGAGCUUUGAUGCAGAAUGCAAUGCAAUGAAAGAACUACGACAUCGAAAUCUGGUUAAGAUUAUCAGUAGUUGUUCAAAUCUUGAUUUCAAAUCAUUGGUGAUGGAGUUCAUGUCAAAUGGAAGUGUGGACAAAUGGUUAUAUUCACAUAACUAUUGUUUAAAUUUCUUACAAAGAUUAAAUAUAAUGAUUGAUGUUGCAUCUGCAUUGGAAUAUCUCCAUCAUGGUUCUUCAAUACCUGUGGUUCACUGUGAUCUAAAGCCUACUAAUGUGUUGUUAGAUGAAAAUAUGGUUGCACAUGUUAGUGAUUUCGGUAUUGCCAAACUCAUGGAUGAAGGACAAUCUAAAACACAUACUGAGACUUUGGCUACUAUUGGAUACCUUGCACCAGAGUAUGGAUCUAGUGGGAUUGUUUCUGUCAAAGGAGAUGUGUACAGCUAUGGCAUUAUGCUAAUGGAAAUCUUCACAGGAAAAAAACCAACAGAUGAUAUGUUUGUUGCAGAGCUAAGUUUGAAAACAUGGAUCAGUGGAUCGUUGCCUAAUUCAAUUAUGGAGGUCUUGGAUUCUAAUUUAGUCCAACAGAAUGGGGAACAAAUUGAUGACAUACUAACUUACAUGUCAUCUAUUUUUAGUUUAGCCAUGAAUUGUUGCGAGGAUUCACCUGAAGCAAGAAUGAAUAUGGCAGAUGUUACUGCGUCGCUAAUCAAAAUCAAGACUUCGGUUCUUGGUGCAAAUAGGUUCUAGUUAUUUUCAUUCCUACAAGUGGAGUUUAUUUACUUUUGUAAUGUUUGUGUGGGAUAUAUGUUUUCAACAUAUUGUUUUUGGAUUGAUGUCUCGCUGCUUCGGGUUUGUGGUCUCAAUUUUCUUCGUUGUUGUAUGAGAUUGAAGUACAUUAUUUUCUUAAUCUAUUUCCUUUUGUUUCAAAAGAAUCGACUGGUGAGUGGUGAAUAAGGAUAUCAUUGCACAAGUAUAUACAUCAGGUUUGUUUGAGGGUCAGGUCUGAAACCCAUGUAUGUGUAUCCCAUUUAAGUCACAAAAACGAUUUGUUUGUUUUUUCACCUGAUACAAAUGAGGCCAGUUGUGUUUGUUUUGCAAAAUGUUUGUGUCUAAUAUCUGAUGGUUAUAAAGUGUUUUCUUUGAGUAGCUCAAUCACUAAGUUCAUUCUUCUGUCAAGAAGUGGAGGAUUUAACAAUGCAUAUGUUCUAUUUUUUCUUUCAAAAAAUAUUAGUAAUGUUGAUUCCGAUCAA